AUCUCUGUUUAAAGCUAAUCAUGCCAUGAUUUUUUAAAAACCAAGCACGAAUGGCGGCGAGACUUCAUUGGAGGAUUCCGUGGAAUUGCUCGCGUCUGACGCGGCUGGAAGUGGGUCGCGGGCUUCCAUUGUCACGGAUUAUGGCACCGUGACAGCUGCUUCCCCCACCACGGCGCAGUGGUGCGAUGAGAGCGAAGCAGCUGCAGAAGUGGCCGAGAGGAGCGAGUCAGAACGGUGCGAAGAGAGUCAGAGAGUAGGCAUUUGUGAUGAGUCGUCCGCAGUGUUGUGUAGCCAUCUUGAAAAGUGUUGCAAUUUAGGACAAUUUCCGCUUCAAUUUACCAACUAUUCACUGUUUCAAUUACCACAAACCCUUUCUCACGCAUUAACGUGUACGUACGUGUCACUGUUGGUCUAACGUGAGUGUUGCUUGCGCGUGAAAAGGGAUCCGAGAAAGUUGUAGAGUAUCUAAUUGGAGUUUGGAGCAGAGGCUGCUGUUUCCGGGGAAAAGGAGGACUUCAGGAGGGAUCAAGGCAUCUAUAGUGCGUCUGGACGAGGGACUGAAGACAGGGUACUGAGACCAGGAGUCGCUGGGUGGAUAGGAGAGCCGCAACCCAAUUAUUCGAAAGAGUGUUGUUUUGUGUUGGGAAGUUCUUUGUUUCCAUCGCUGCGUCCCGACCAUCUGCCCGUGGAGGCUUUUCCUCAGCUCGCGACCAAGGGAGUGCGCCACCGGGGCCGAGUGUCUGUGAUCCAGGAGCAGGAGGAGGAGGCUGAGGCGUGAGAUUGGGCAGGAUUCGUGGGGGCGAGCAUUCCCUGGGCCGAGGCAGAGGAGAAGGCGAAAGGAGAAACCAUUGGAGUCGCCACAUCAGCCAACAACUACAAAGAGACCAAAAAGAGCCACUCGGGCGAGAGCGAGACAGUCGCCGAGUGUCGUGUGAUAGAGCGAGAGGCAUCCACGGCAACCAGUGUGAGAUUAAAUGGUGCUGAGGCAAAGUAGGCGAGGCAGAGAAAAUCACAAAAAAGUGUGUGAAGAGGACAAAGACAAGAGCCAAGAUGAGAGUUGAAGUGCAUUCGGCUGCCCAAUUCCUCAUGAAUUUGCUACGGGUGAAGCAGAGCAAUCCACUGCCGGAGACUCAGUUGGAGAGCUUCAAGGGGUCUCUUGAGGAUCUGCUGCUGGUGCGAUACCGCAGCCACUGGUAUCCCGAGGUUCCGACGAAGGGCAGUGGCUUCCGGUGCAUACGGAUCAAUGGGAAGAUGGACCCCAUCAUCGAGCAGGCCGCCCUGGCCGUGGGCCUCCAUCCGCGCAUGCUGAAGACAAUGCUGCCGCAGGAGUUGACUAUGUGGAUCGAUCCGGACGGCGUGAGCUAUCGGAUCGGGGAGAAUGGCUCCAUCUGCGUGCUGUACGAGGCCGCCCUCGAUGCCAGGUCCAGUCCCUCGUCCGACCUGUCCAUGUCCAGUGAUGAGUUUAGCAUGGAGAGACGACGCGAGUGGUCCCAUAUGACCGUGCUGGGGUAUCUGGAUGAGCCCUACUCGCGGUCGCCGCGCAGCCAGAAUAGCAGCUUUAGCUCGGGCACGGGCUCCAACAGUCCACCGCUGAGCCCCAUCCUGGCCCCACCAAACGUCAAUCGAUACUCGCACAUUCAGCGUCAUCAGCAUCAGCAGAUGCAUCGAACCGCAGCCAAUCGUUCGUACCUCAAUCACUGGGAUGGAGGAAUCAAUAACUACAAUGAUCAACUGAUUUCAAUACGUCGAUAAUUGAUGCAAAUUACAUUAUAUGAUGACCCACCGUCCAGCGUAAACAAGUGAAAAUGAUGAAAAGACACAAAUAUUAUUGUGAGAACGAGAGAUAAAUCAUCAUUGAUCCCAUUGCAUUAAGAUUUAAGAGAAUGAUGAUAGAUGUUUUUGCUAUAAGUUAAGCGAUGAGAAUGAGGGAAUGGAAAAAAGUGCGAUUGUAAUGAAUAUAUUUCUAUUUUCUAAGUGAGGAGAAGGAAAAAAAAUGAGAGGGGGAGACAAACUACCAUCAUACAAUUGAAAGUGAAUAAUUGCGAAUUGUGCAGAGAAGAAGAAGAGAGAGAACACACAUUCUAAAAUAUGUAUUUGAUAUAAAAUGUUAAUUUGUAUGACGUCUUUUUGCAUUAAGAUGUGCAUUGGAGACUGUUAUGUGUUGCACCAGGCGCAAAAUAUAUUAUUUUGUAGAGCGAGAGUUGAGGAUUAAGGCCAGGAGGGUAAAUGAAUCUGUGUAUAUUAAGAGAUAUGAGUCCAAAUUUAACUAAAAACUCCUUUAGCAUAGACCUGAUAAUAAAUUUGUAUAGAAUCGAAUCUUUAUAUUUUUUUUCUUCAGUCACGCAUUUAUUUUAUUGAUAUUUUCUGUUCGUCGAUAGAUUUAUACAUACAUAUACCUGAAAAGUACACUUAAAAGCCAGGCACAAAUGUUUAAUUUGUAAGAAAAGAAGAGGGUACAAAAAUUCUUUAAGUCACGAGGAAAUGAUACACUUGAUCAAAUUGUUAUUGGUAUUCAAUAUCGAGGGUGGGAAGGCGUUGAGGUGAAUGAAUAAUUGAUUCAAUAUUUUCCAACACUCAUUCUACUAUUCUAUUGAUAAGAUUGAUCUCAAGUUCUUUUUUUUAUAAUGGAUUCUCUACAAUUUGUAUCCGUGAGAAGCAGAAUGAGCACGAACGCGUUUGAGUGGAAAAACAUUCUGACGAAACUCAUGUGAGCUUUUACAGAUACUUCCCGGUUUUACGCUGCGGAGUGUGUUUAAGAGCAGAAUGUGUUUCACGAUGGAAAUAGCUACUUUUCCCACUCAAUGGCUUUUGCCCUUUCUGUCAGUGAAUAUUUUUCUACGUAAAAUGACUACAUAUAUAUAUAUAUAGUUUACAAUGCAAUUUUCACCGAGACAAAAUUAUUUGCUGAAAUUCUCUGUGAUUUAUUUACCUUUCUAUCUCCACCACUAAAGCAUAUCGCAGGAGAAAUUCGUUGCAGAAUUUCUCUCAAGACCUGCAACGUGAUGGAGAGAGAAAUGAUAAAAUUGUGAUAGUCCCAAUAAUGUUUUAAUCAAUGUGUAUCUCAGCAAAUUCACGUUUAGUCGCUAACAGAAUAAUAAAAAGCUUUCACUUUUUCACUCCUACCCUGUGACACAAUCCAUAAUUUACAUUAAAUUUCGUUUCUUAAUUAUAUCUUUCUUUCCUUACGUAGUGGAACUCAGAUACCUGACAGAAUGUCCUUUGAUUGUAUGAGGAAAAGGGAGGUGGAUUUUAGCGAAGGGGCGGCUGUGUGUGGUUUUGUGCUUGUUUUACGCCCCUGGGAAGAACAUCUCCUGGUUAGCAACAAAGUUCCUAAAAUUUUUCUUUAGAGAACUGACUUUUCUUUAGAAGAAGAAGAACCUUGAUAAUUUUUUUUUCUACAAAAACAAACGAACCCACAAAAGACGGAAAUCAGCAUGUACGUCAGUGCUUGUAAAACAGAGAUAUAAUAUUAUAUUACAUGUAUAAAUGAAAUAAAAGAAAACCGAAUUAGGAAUGAUACGAAGACCUACAAAAAUUCAGUGUUUAUUGCACAAGUUCUAGUGAAGAAAAGAGAAUAGAGUGACGAAUAUUCGCUUUACCUGCCAUUUUAACCUGUAAUUUGUGAGAAGUGAGGAAAAAAUUGUAACAAACAAGUGUGUUAACAAUACAACAAACAAGAUUUUAAGAGAAAUGAGAGAAUAUGUAAAACGCUUUUUCUAGUUUAUAUGAACAUAAUAGAAAUUAUUUUACAAAAGAGGAUAAAAUUAGAAUUUUUCUAAUGGAACAACAAUAAGAGAAGAUUAAACAAACAAUUACUAGGAAGUUUAGUGGAAACGGAAUGUGAUAAUAUCAAAUUUUUAUUGAUUAUGAAAUUAUAUUGAUAAAUUAUAGGUUUUUUCGAGGUGACAAAUUGAAUUAUUGAUGAGGACAAAACUUUAUAAAUUGACGAAAAUUAUCAGGAUUAUUACAAAAAGAAAAAAAAUACCCAUUCCUAAUCUUAUGAUGAGAAAACACUGAGAAAUCUUUUACAAUUUUUACUAAAAUAACGCAACACACUGUCAAAUUUGAGAAAUAUUUGAGCUUAACUCACAAAAAAUCAUUCAGAAAAAUAAUAGACAAGAAGUCAUUUUCAUUUGCUUCACUGUUCAGAAAUCAUUAACGAAUAUCUGAUAAUUGAAUUUUUUUUGUAGGUAAUAAAAAUAAAAUACUAUCACAUUCGCAACAUGAGAAAAUAGCGGAGAGACACAUAAACUACUUAAGAAGAAUCCCAAAGCGAAAAAAACACAUGAGAACCUUAACGUUUUAAACAUAAGAUGUUACAAAAAGAAUGUACAAAAGGAUGCUGUAAACGAAUAUGAGGAGGAGAGGUGAAACACCACUGUGAUCUUUUAUUUUUUUUGCUUUUGGAUGUAGGGCGAAAAUUGUGAGAAAGACGAAGAGAAACUAAAGUGGAACGAGGAAGGACUUAAAAUUUGAUAGUUUCAUCUGUGAGAGAAAAACACAAAGGAGAAAAAAGUAGUAUUUUGACAUGAAAAGAACUGAUCAAAGACUUGUGUAAUCUUUUUUUUUAUUUCUUUUUAUUUAUAUACGUAAUGUAAUAUUAAAAGAAGAUACCCACUAAAAAAAAGAUGAAAGGAUAUUUUAUAUUGAAUAUGUAUUUUGGAGGAAAUGUGGAAGGAAAAGAAAAUUAUUCAUUACAUGAGAAAAGGCAUGAAGAAGCGUGGAAUUAGAUGGAUUGCAAAGGAAGUGAGGAUAAAUCAUAAAUGCUGAAAUGACUCUUACAAAAAGAUAAAAAAAAAACAAGGACUAAGGAUUUAUAUUGACGUGGCUAA
Molecule: messenger RNA, 4832 nt
Organism: Phlebotomus argentipes
Lineage: Eukaryota; Metazoa; Arthropoda; Insecta; Diptera; Psychodidae
Product: protein BTG2-like
Exons: 2
Coding region: 1051-1752 (233 amino acids)
Biological process (GO): negative regulation of cell population proliferation; negative regulation of mitotic cell cycle
Cellular component (GO): nucleus; cytoplasm
Source: RefSeq, a predicted model, not a curated record